This is a messenger RNA of Closterium sp. NIES-65, 2880 nucleotides long. The record is from the annotation of a GenBank genome assembly. Lineage: Eukaryota; Viridiplantae; Streptophyta; Zygnematophyceae; Desmidiales; Closteriaceae.
AUGGUGCUGGUUACAAGGAAAACGUCGCAAGUUAAGGUGGUGAACCUUGGGAAUGACGACGUGGGGCUUGGCCGCGUACCUGCAGUCACGAGCACGCGCGAGGAAAGCACAUCGGGUGGUGGAGAGAUGCAAGAUUAUAAGAUUCAGGAAUUGGGUGCUAAUGAUCUUAUCAGUGAAUCAGUUGCAAUCAAGUCUCGCGGAAGCAGGUAUCAUGGCGCACUUGCAAACAAACCUAGCGAAGAGGACAGACUUGCAGAUCGUCCUGCUGGUUCUGCUGAUCUUGGUAGACGUGCUGGUCCUGCUCUUACCGAUGCUGACUUGCCAAAGCAGUUGCAAUUGGAUGCGCGAGUGAGCACGGAGCUUACUGAACGGCCUGGAUUGCAACAGAGUCAGGAGCCUCUUGAGGGUUCGAUUUCAGCCGUCAGAUCUCAGGCGACGGCUGCGAUCUCGUCACUGCGCCCGGCUUUACGAGCUGUGAGGAAGAUAUGGAGGAGUAAGGAGGCAGUGGGAGGAAGAAUUCCUGAUGGGCAUGUUUUGGAGACGAAUGAAAACCAGAGAGGGUUGCAUAGGGGGGAGGGAGGGGAGGGAGAGGGAGCUGGGGAGGAGGGGGACGAAGAUGAGGCGUUGGAGGGAGGUGAUGUGGUUCUGAAGCCCAUGAGUGCAGCAAUGACCAACACGGUAUACGAGUGUGUGUGGGUGCCUACCAGGAAGAACGAGCCACGGGAGAGCAAAGCCAAGGAGUCAAAGGAGGAGGAGGAGGACCAUUCAGGAGAGAAGCGGGUGUUGGUGCGGCUGUAUGGCCCAGCGACAACAAUGCUGUUUCAGAGGGAACACGAGGAGGCAGUCACCCGAGCCAUGUCCGACCUAGGCUUGGGACCGAAGCUGUUGGCCUCGUUCGGCACUGGCAGGGUGGAGGAGUUUCUGCAAGCCAAGCCACUGACAGCAGGGGAGAUGAGGCAACCAGAGACAUCCCGGCAGAUCGCACGGUGCAUGCGGCACUUCCAUGCGCUCCUCCUCCCAGGCACUGCAGCUGGGAAAGUCGCCUCGUGCCUCUGGUCCCGCCUGCGGCGCUGGCUAUCCCUGGCGCAGCUGCUGCACCCCUGGGGCGUGCACGGGGCAAACCCACGACAGCUGGGGGAGAAGAUUCACAGGCUGGAGGCAGCAGCGCACAGGCGGACUAAAAGUACAGCUUGUGCUUUCUGCAUCCUCCCUCCCUCGCUCCUGUCCCGUUCCAUCCCCUCCUCCCAUCAUGUCCGUCGCCUCGCCCAUUAUCCACCCGCUCAGGACUACGAGUACAGUGGCUAUGCACACGUGGCGUGUGACAUUGCCAACCACUUCUGUGAGAUGGCAGCUGACUACGACCGCCCGCACCCACACCUCCUCGACUACUCCAAGUACCCCUGUAAGCGGUCCCUCUAUGUUGCUGCUCGUGGGAUUUCCACCCUUCCCCGCGCGGAAGGUGUGGAGGCCUUCAAGGCCAAGGAGCAGGUUCACCUCAAGGAAAGCUCGUUGCUUGGGGAGAAGCUUAAUGUCGCUCAUCGGUACACGAGCGAGAAGAGCAGCAUCAUUGUCGUCGGUCUAAGCGUUCACACCGCUCCCGUUUCGAUGCGUGAGAAGCUCGCCGUUCCUGAAGCCGAGUGGCCACGCGCCAUUACAGAGCUCUGCGAGUACCCCCACAUUGAGGAAGCUGGUGUUCUGAGCACAUGCAACCGCAUGGAAAUCUACGUCGUGGCGCUCUCCUGGCACAGGGGCAUUCGCGAGGUCACUGAGUGGAUGUCAAAGUCGAGCGGUGUUCCCGUUGAAGAGCUCCGCCCGCAUCUCUUCCUGCUCCGUCAAAGGGACGCUACGCAGCACCUUCUCCGCGUCUCUUCUGGCCUUGACUCCCUGGUGCUCGGAGAGGGUCAGAUCCUCGCUCAGGUGAAGCAGGUCUUCAAGGUUGGCCAGGGAGCCGAGGGCUUUGGACGCAAUCUCAACGGUCUCUUCAAGCAGGCGAUCGAGGCCGGCAAGCGUGUGCGUACUGAGACCAGCAUCGCCUCGGGUGCCGUGUCCGUCAGCUCUGCUGCCGUUGAGCUCGCCGCGAUGAAGCUUCCCGAAGCUGGCCUGAAGGAAGCUCGCGUCAUGAUCGUCGGCGCUGGGAAGAUGUCACGUCUCCUUGUGAAGCAUCUGCUCUCUAAGGGUUGCAACACCAUGACCGUUGUGAACAGGUCCCUAGGCAGUGUAGAGACGCUGCAGUCUGAAUUUCCGGACGCCACGCUUCUCUACAGGCCUCUUCCUGAGAUGAUGCAAGCAGCGGCUGAGGCUGAGGUUGUCUUUACCAGCACAGCUUCGGAGACUCUUCUCUUCGAGGAGUCCAACGUUCAGGGCCUCGGCCCUGCUGGCGAUCUGACCAACGGCGUCAGGCACUUCAUCGAUAUCUCCGUCCCUCGCAAUGUUGGUUCCUGCGUGGCCAACGUUCAGCAGACCAGGGUGUACAACGUCGAUGACCUGAAGGAGGUGGUUGCUGCCAACAAGGAGGAGCGGAGAAAGAAGGCCCUUGAGGCUCAGGCUAUCAUUGAGGAGGAGCUUCAGGCCUUCGACGCGUGGAGGGAUUCCCUGGAGACGGUUCCGACCAUUAAGAAGCUCCGGCAGAAGAUUGAGGGCAUUCGACAGGCUGAGCUGGACAGAAUCCUGGCGAAGAUGGGCGAGGAGCCGACUAAGAAGCAGAAGAAGCUGAUUGAGGAGCUGAGCAAGGGUAUUGUGAACAAGAUUCUCCACGGACCCAUGACCCACCUCAGGAGCGAUGGCAGUGACGCGAGGACAGUGAGUGAGACGUUGGAGAACAUGAAUGCUUUGGAGCGGAUGUUCGACCUGGCUGCUGAGGAAGCCAGCGGCCGGCGAUGA